This is a messenger RNA of Stegastes partitus (bicolor damselfish), 1113 nucleotides long. It is a transcript of the gene rrh, whose product is annotated as retinal pigment epithelium-derived rhodopsin homolog. Bases 1 to 1113 code for a protein of 370 amino acids. Gene Ontology annotation, cellular component: membrane. Gene Ontology annotation, molecular function: G protein-coupled receptor activity. Gene Ontology annotation, biological process: G protein-coupled receptor signaling pathway; visual perception. Lineage: Eukaryota; Metazoa; Chordata; Actinopteri; Pomacentridae. The transcript has 8 exons. The record is from RefSeq and is a predicted model, not a curated record.
AUGUGGAGCCUUACUGGUCAGAAACCAGCUGGCAGGCAGCAGGCAUCUCCACGUGAGGCUAAUCCUCUGUGGUGGAGCCGUGUGCCUCCUGAGGACGGAGAAAUGGGAAUUGGAUCUGGACUUAAUAUUUCAGAUGACGUUGCCCCGUAUGGGGGCAAAAGUGCCUUUACCCAACUGGAGCACAACAUAGUGGCCGGAUACCUUAUUACUGCAGGUGUCAUCAGUUUAACCAGCAACCUUGUGGUGCUGCUGAUGUUCGUGAAGUAUAAAGAGCUCCGCACAGCCACUAACUCCAUCAUAAUCCACCUGGCCAUCACUGACGUGGGGGUGGCUGGGAUCGGCUACCCCAUGUCCGCCGCCUCAGACAUCCACGGCAGCUGGAAGUUCGGCUACACUGGUUGUCAGAUCUAUGCAGCUCUUAACAUCUUCUUUGGCAUGGCCAGUAUUGGCCUGCUGACGGUGGUGGCCAUUGAUCGCUACCUCACCAUCUGCAGACCAGACAUAGGGCAGAAGAUAACUGGACAAUCCUACAACUCUCUUAUUCUGGCAGCAUGGCUGAAUGCUGUGUUCUGGUCCUCCAUGCCUAUAGUGGGCUGGGCUGGCUAUGCCCCCGACCCCACUGGAGCUACAUGCACCAUCAACUGGAGGCAGAAUGAUGCCUCCUUCAUCUCCUACACCAUGGCAGUGAUUGCUGUGAACUUUGUGGUUCCGCUCUCUGUCAUGUUUUACUGCUACUACCACGUGUCCCUCACUGUCAGGAGAUAUAAAGCCACCAACUGCCUGGACAGCAUCAACAUCGACUGGUCGGACCAGAUGGACGUCACCAAGAUGUCCAUUGUAAUGAUUGUCAUGUUCCUGGUUGCCUGGUCUCCGUACUCCAUGGUGUGUCUCUGGGCAUCAUUCGGUGACCCCAAGACCAUCCCUGCUCCCAUGGCCAUUGUUGCUCCACUCUUUGCCAAGUCCUCCACCUUUUACAAUCCCUGCAUUUAUGUUAUUGCCAACAAAAAUUUUAGGAGAGCCAUCAUAGGAAUGAUUCGAUGUCAAACCAGGCAGCGGAUCACCAUCAACACCCAGGUUCCCAUGACAACCUCCCAACAACCGCUGACCCAGUGA